AUGCCGGACAGCACAGUUGACAGUGCCUGGUCCGGUCUCGAGGUCCGAGGCCAAGACUCCGACGUUCCAGACUCAUCGCAGACCCUGUGGCUGCCCGCGAGCCUUGCCAAUGAGCGCAGGAAGCAUCGCGGUGAGGUUUGGCAGGUUUCGGAAAAGGUCAUGGACCCGGCCGAGCGGGCGCGCGCGGUGGCGGAAGGCAAGCUCCUCCUCGGCUUUGCCGUCGAGCUGGCCCGCAUGCAGAUAGCAGGCGGGCGGUUCUUUGCCUUCGAGCACCCCAAAG
This is a messenger RNA of Prorocentrum cordatum, 280 nucleotides long. The record is from the annotation of a GenBank genome assembly. NCBI's taxonomy places the organism in Eukaryota, Dinophyceae, Prorocentrales, Prorocentraceae.